This is a messenger RNA of Clonostachys rhizophaga, 996 nucleotides long. NCBI's taxonomy places the organism in Eukaryota, Fungi, Ascomycota, Sordariomycetes, Hypocreales, Bionectriaceae. The record is from the annotation of a GenBank genome assembly.
AUGCCAUCCGAGCCAUUGUAUCCCAACUACUUGCCUACCCGGCCUGAUGGGUAUGCCACCCCAACCGCUCUGCCUCCGUUUGCUGGGGAUGAGCCAGGAUUGCGAGCAGACUCCGCCAAACCGUCGCUCCUGGCCAAGGGUGCGAGUGUCUCUCGCAUCACCCCGAGAAUAGGUACUGAAAUCAGGGGCGUCCAGAUCAGUCAGCUGGGAAAGGAGGGACUGGAUGAAGUAGCUCUUCUCGCCGCCGAGAGAGGCGUUGUAGUGUUUAGAGAUCAAGAUUUCGCAGAUGUUGGGUUCGAUCGCCAGCGGGAGAUCGUCAAGCAUUACGGACCGCUCCAUCUCCAUCCUACCAUGGGGUACCCGGAGGGGACAGGCCCUGAAUUCCACGUGGUCUAUGCAGACGAAAAGGCCGGAAACUUGAGAACCCUCUUGGGUGCUCGAACCACGUAUGACCUAUGGCACAUUGACCAGACAUUCACUCCCAAUGUCCCAUCGACCACCUUCUUCUGGGUCCUGGAAAGCCCAAAGGCAGGAGGAGGUGAUACAGCCUUCACAUCGCUCACUGCCGCAUAUGAGGCUCUCUCUCCCGCAUUUAGAGAAACCCUCCACCCUCUCAAGCUACUUCACACGUCAGCAUCUGAAGGCGAGGUGAGACGAGUCGGCGCGGAGCGAGCUCUUGCCGAAGCGAUCAACGCUACUCAUCCCCUCGUGAUAAAGCAUCCAGUGACGGGUAAGCCGGCACUGUUCGUGAAUCCAACGAUCGCGCGCCAAGUCGAAGGGUUCCUACCCGAGGAGUCUCAGAACCUGUUGUCCUUUCUACAUAACCACAUACGUAGCCUAGACUUUAGCUGUCGUGUGCGAUGGGAGCCUGGAACUGUUGUAAUUUGGGACCAGAGAUCUGCCGGACAUUCCGCUGUGCCUGAUUUUGAAGAUAACGAGAGGAGGCAUAUGGUGAGAAUGAUCCCAUAUGGCUCGCAACCGGCACCUGUAUCAUAA